AUGGAGAAUAAUGAUUUAACUUUUUGGAAAAAUUAUCAGGCAGCUAUGCAAUGGAUUCAAGGAAAUACAAAUAAUUGUCCACCAACAUUGAUAACCAGCGAGUACGAGAAUACGUUGAAUGAAGAAGACAACAAAGCACUUGAAUUUACAAUUGAUGAUGAUCUACUAGAUUUUUAUCGUCUCUCACGCGAUCAUAAGGCAAAUCGAAAAACCGAAAAAUCACAAGAGAAAAGCGACGCAGAACAAUUUGAAAUAAUAUCUGGCGAGCAAAUGCGUCCCAGUAUUCAAUCUAUAAGUAAAUUGCCACCCUUGAAUCGGUCAAAACUACGUCAACUAGAACUUGAAUGGCUCUAUGGUUCAGCAAAUUCAUCAAAAAUUCAUGCACGUGAAACACAUCUCCAAAUGGAAUUCGAUCAAAUAUUUGAUAGAAAACAACCGUCUUAUUUUCCAAGUCUACCCAAUCGACUUCAAUUAGAUCCAGAUUCGUUUAAACAACGUACUUCUUUUCCAACGAUUACUAUAUUAAAUGAAACUGCUUAG
This is a messenger RNA of Rotaria socialis, 540 nucleotides long. The record is from the annotation of a GenBank genome assembly. Lineage: Eukaryota; Metazoa; Rotifera; Eurotatoria; Philodinida; Philodinidae.